AUGUCCGAAAAUAUUCAAUCAAUAUCUUCAAUCACCACCAAAUUUCUUGAUCAACCACCGAGUUGUCUAGAAUUCUGUCCAGAUGAUCCAGACUAUUUCAUGAUAGGAACAUAUCUACUUGAAGAGGAUAAAGAAGGCAUUAAUGAAACAGCGACGGUCAAGCAGACCAAAACAGGGUCGCUGCAGCUGUGGCAUCUAGACAUCACCAAAAAUGAGAUAGACCAGAAGCAAGUCCUGUCCUUGCCUUAUGCUGUCUUUGAUCUCCAAUUCCAUCCACGACAACCCACCUUACUGGGCAUUGCCAGCAGCGAUGGAUCCGUCGCCCUUUACCGUGUCUCACGCGAAGUCCAGGACACUAAUCCUCAUGUCCAACAUAUCUGGACAAGAUCAGUCCAUGAGGAACCGUCCAUUCCCGCCCUGUUCCUUGCCUGGGCCCCGCACGACUGGUUUCUGCAAUCUGGAGCAGCAGCAGAUGGAUUUGCAGUGACAUUCUCUGAUGGACGGACGUCCAUCUUUGCUCUUCCUUCAGGACGGAAAGAUAUAGCCUGUAAUGAGCCGGAUUUGGUGGAAACACAGUUCCUACCCCGGGAGAAUAUCGAGGCGUGGUUUGUUGCACUGGCCACAUAUGCACAGCCUGGAAGCGAGAAACCAUUUUCGUAUAGUUUCAUGGGUAAUGAUUUCGGAUCCUUGAAUGUCCGCAAAUUCGCGUGCUCAGAGGACACCGGAUCCGAUGAUGAUAUCGCGCUAGAGGAAUUGAAAGUGUCUGAUACAGACGAUAGAGCCCGUCAUCAUACAGCCGGUGUCACGUCUAUUCUACCCUUACCAACCCCGAUGAUACAAAACGCCCCGGUUGUGUUAACAGGAAGCUACGAUGAAUAUACCCGAGUCUAUCAUGCCACAACAAGAGGCGCGGUUUUGGCUGAGGAGCAGUUGGGCGGAGGCGUUUGGCGGUUACGGCUUAUUCGUACUGAAGAGGGGGAUUCUGAGACGACAUUUCUUGUUCUAGCGAGCUGUAUGCAUGCGGGGACAAGGGUUUUGCGAGUGGUAUGGAAACGUGGAGAUCCGGGAUUACUUGAUAUUGGCGAGUGGGAGAUUCGGGUCUUGGGCGAGUUUACGGAGCAUGAAAGUAUGAACUAUGCUUCGGGUGUGAGGGAGGGGGUUGACGCUGCGUCGCAGCUGGUCUGCGUGUCGAGCAGCUUCUACGAUAAGAGGUUGUGUUUGUGGAAAGUUGAUGUUUGA
This is a messenger RNA of Talaromyces proteolyticus, 1239 nucleotides long. RefSeq lists its product as uncharacterized. The record is from RefSeq and is a predicted model, not a curated record. NCBI's taxonomy places the organism in Eukaryota, Fungi, Ascomycota, Eurotiomycetes, Eurotiales, Trichocomaceae. The transcript is spliced from 2 exons. The coding region runs from base 1 to 1239 and encodes 412 amino acids. Gene Ontology annotation, molecular function: protein binding.